Messenger RNA from Linnemannia hyalina, 2334 nucleotides. NCBI's taxonomy places the organism in Eukaryota, Fungi, Mortierellomycota, Mortierellomycetes, Mortierellales, Mortierellaceae. The record is from the annotation of a GenBank genome assembly.
AUGUCGGCACACACGUCAGACGUCGACUACUUGUAUCAAGCAGACUCGGCCACAAGCAACACUGGGCUGGACGAGAGGUCGCCAUCGUACUCUGACAUUCACCACCUGGCCAAUGGAGGACCCCCUGGUGGAGGCGGCGGAGAAGAAGGAAUGACAGGAGACGAGGAACCACCGACUCUUCAGGAGCCGCCCUAUUCGUCAGUGUACAGAGCUAUGAGCACUCAGAACGUCGUCGUCAUAUCACCAAGGUCGUCUGCUUCACCACAGCAGCAGCAUGUGCAACAAGGACUACAACAGCACCCUCGGCAACAAGACUCUCCACCAUCAUCACAGGCCCUGACGCCUUUCAUGCAAGCUCCAACUGUAUAUAUUUCGCCUUCAGGACUCCAUGCGUCACUUGAGCUCGAGUCGGAUACGGUCGAGAUCUAUGACCGAUCCAAUGAUGGCUUCCAGUACUCUCUCAAAGGAAGCGUGGACCUUGAGUGGAUUGGUGACAUGGAACUGCUCCUCAAGGAUGCCCAGGUCGACUUUAUGGGAUAUGCGGAUACAGCAAUAUUGCGGCACGAGUCGGGAGUAGUAUCUGGAGCAACGGAGACACCAGUCCACCAUACACAUGACUUCAUCCCAACGCCACUUGUCUUGGCGCAGCAGUCAUCAUCCAUACCGCCGUCAACAACGAUCGGGAGUAACAGCAACUCAGAUGAGCAGCUGUCUAUAUCAAAGCAUCAGAAAUCACUCGCCAUCGAUAUGACCUUACCUGGUCAUCUCCCCAACACGACCAGUUUGGAGAUCGGCAAGAUUCGGUACGAGUUACAAGUGAGUCUGGAAGUGACUUGGGCGCCAGGGACUAGUACGACGACGACUGAAAAGUUUAUUUUGAGACGGCCUGUCCUUGUGCACCGAAUCGUGUACCCUUCUUCACAUUUGCAGCCCCGGAUGGCGAUGGGACUGGAUAGUGGAGGGGUUGAGAUUCAGGUCAAGGUGCCAAGGUUGCUGCAUUGUGAGAAUACGCUUUUAGCGGUGGAGUUGUAUGCGAAGCCCAGGACCCGGAAUGUGAGGCUGUAUAAAGCCAAGGUUGUCUUUGAGCAGAUUGAGACGGAUCGAUACCAAAGAUCGUCAACAGUAGCAGCAGUGCCGAGGGCAAUAGUCCCUCUCGCCACAUCCGCCAACGCAUCUGCAACAUCCCCUUCCUUGAACCCAACAGCAUUCCCAACAGCCUCACAACAACAACCGACAGGACCACCACCCGUACCGCGACUCGUGACGCGAAGGAUCGCCCAGCCCUUGGAGGUCUUCUUCGAGGAACCCACGACUGAACUGCAGACUCAGAACUUGCACCUCCAGUUAGUCCUUUCGCCGGAUCUUUGUGUGGAUGUGCAGAGUAGUUGGCUACAGGUUAGCCAUACUCUGAGGGUUGAGAUUGAAUAUUCGACGGACGAGGAGGCUUAUGUCACUGCGCCGCCUGUCUCGGCACCCUCACCACCGCCGCUUUUGUCAGCGCCAGAAAUUGAGGGUGUGGAAGUAUCCAAACUGAUAGAGGGCGUAAAUGAGUUGGAGAUUCGGGAUGAUAUUGGCGAUGAUGACGGCGGUACAGCAGGAUCUAACCCGGGAGGACUGUGGGACCAGGAAGGAGACGCCAUUGAAGACGAUGAGGACGAUGAUGAUGACCAAUCCAGCAGCCGGAACGCUAACGAAGCCAGCGAUGGUGUCAGUGGAGACAAUGAUGACGGACGGCCUCAGUAUAUCUUGGACGAGAAGCGGGCUGUGCGAGCGGUGAUGGAUCACGACGUUGGUAGUGGAUCCUCAACAGUCCCCGAUCACCAUCAUCAUCUUCUUUUGAUCGAGGACAUUGAUCGCCCUCCUUCGCCACCACUUCUCCCGCUUUUCACACCACAGUCGCCAUCUUCUUCGGCAGUUGUGACAGCAGGAGGAGGAGGAUCAUUACACCCACAAUCGCCAGGACAGCCUAGUAUACAUCAACACUCUAGUAAUCUCACUCGUCCUACUAUCGGCCGCUCACCGGCGUCAGGUGUCUCAUCUAUAUCGUCAACAUACUCGCUUGCGACAGAGGAGAUCCCAGUGCGUGUCGUCCGCGUUGUCGCAACAGCCUUGGUGGACGCCUCGACGAUUGCGCAGGCUGCAGGCGAAACCGAGGCUGGACUGCCGACCUACGAGAGUGUCAUGGAGGCGACGGGCCUUCCGGCCUAUGCGGAAGAGAAGCCGGAGGAUGACCAUGAGGAUGCAGAGGCCAGUGGGACCGUUUCUGGAGUCCUUGGCGGUGCUGCUCGUCGGCUGGAGGGCGAUGACGCCGAAGUCGAGCGUCGAUCCUCAUGA